GUUAACGUCACCACAUACACACACGUUCAGUGCAGUGAAAAAUCAUGUCUUUUGAAAUGCGUGAAGCGAAUUAAGCACAGUCAACGAGAUUUAUUUCGCUUGAUUGCCCGCAUUUUAAGGCAAGCGAUCGUGGAAUAUUCUCUAAAAGAAGAACAUCUGGCCUAAAGCGACGCGCAUAAAAAAAGAAUCGUUUGCUGAGCAAACAAACAAUGAGUUCAAGGGGCACUCAAUUCAGCUCAAACACAGUCCACACGCGAGAGGAUCCAAGCAUAGUUCAUGAAGACAUGCUACGUGUAUAUAUGUACCAACUACCAAACAUCUCUCAGCAAUCAGAACUAGGGCUUAAUCAAAUCAAAUGAUCGAUUUUACGCGCUCUUUUUGCGAGCGAAAAAUUACCAAUGUUGACAUGAUUAAAAAUUUUAGAUAUGCUAAGUUUGCUUUUCUCCGCUUUCCUUGACUGUUCACUGUUUACUUUGGAGUUUAUAGGAUUAUGACGUGUAUGACUUAUGUGCAUGAAUGCAUGCGUCAUUUCAAAUGCUCUUUGGAGCAGCAUCGAGCUUGAGGUAUAUAGCUAUCUACCAGCGGUUUGCGCCUCUUUGAAUUAAUUGUGAUGAACGACAGUAAAACCUUCAAAACUCCAGUUCAGAUUCAACAAAUGAAAUUACCUGACACUGCCUUGCAAACAUACAUCGUGCAAUUUUUAGGUUGAAAAAAAUUAGAGGAUAGUAAUGUAACUCGUUCGUACAAAGAAUCCCUCUAAAGCGGAUAUUAUCGUCUAUAACAUUAGCCAUAGUGAUACAAUUUGCCAUCGAUGUUUGUAGAGUAGUUAAAACAACAAAGAUGCCCACAUCCCCGCGUGGUCGUGCAGCUAAUUAGUCAGAAGCCAUUUUGGAAAACUCAUUGAGAUGAGUUUUUGCUCUUACGGAUUAAAAAAUUAUCCAAAAAAUGGUUGCCAGGUAAAAUGACUAUUAUGAAAUGUUUGCAAAUCUCGGCUGCCUAUUAACAACUUAAACAAUUGUCAACUUUAAUAUACAGAGUUAACCGCGGCAAUGAAUAAAAAUACCCGCGGUGAUUUUAUAGUUGCAACACGCAUUGAACAAACCUAGUUUAGUUCUGUAUAUACGCGAUGGCUCAAAUAAACUAGGUGCCGAAUAUAUGAACACCUUUACAGCUAUAUCAAUAAUUGACUGUUAAAAUUCGCGACAAUUCAAUAAAGCCAAAUCAAAUUAGACGUUAUUGGUUUCUUUUAUGGUAAUAAAACGUGUCAUUUGAAUGGGCGGGUCGCGAAAAGGCGAUGGCGUGUAUAAAAGAGGCAAGUUGCGAGCUGUGAUUUUGAGCUGAGGUAUUGAAGGUAAGGCAGAAUGACGACGUGUUGUUUAAAUUGGGAGGAUUGUCGGAUGUGUGAUCCUGAGAUUGGUGGCUCGCAUUUGGUGGGUUACGAGGCUCGCCCCGAAAGUGGUUUUUUUGAAAGUAGAGGGAAGUUCGCAGCAGAAGAGAUGAAACCCGAAGAAGUUUCGACACAGAUUGCAGGACCAAGAGCUGGUACGAAUGAUCAAGGAAAACCUGGAACGCGAAGACGACGAGCGACAUACAGAAGAUGGCAGGUGGACAUCCUCGAGGAGGCGUUCGAAGUGAAUUGCUAUCCUUCGACGUGGAUGAAGAGAUUCUUAGCAGCAAGACUCGACAUGGAGAACAUACAAGUACAGGUCUGGUUCCAAAAUCGCAGAGCGCGUAUGAAGAAGGAUGUUCCAUCCCCAUAUGCUCGUAAUUACCCCCUAAAUUCCCUCCCCAGCCGUCUAUAUCCCAGGACGACCUCGUAUAUCCAAUAUAAUCCUACUCACAUACCUUACGAUGCAGCCGUCUUGACCUCCAUCAACACAAGGAGAUCGCCUUUCACGCAUGUUCCUAGAUAUCCCGUUGUGACACCAAUGUUCUCGCGUUUGGAUCUGGAUAGAGUGUUGUAUCGGCAACCUUACCCACGUCACGCGUGUUCCCCACGCACUCAGACUUCAUCCCCAAGGCAGGCUGAUGAUAACGUUACCCCCCAAGGAUAUCUGAAUGAAAAGAACGAUAUUUGAGUUUGAUAGUCCACGAGUUUCGAGACAAAUGUAAUUCUUACAUUGCGUAUCCGGAGAUAAUAAACAUAUAUAAAGAAAAUUUCGUGUAAAAUAAUAUAAAAAUGAAUGAAAAGAAACUAUUUUACAGCACACGGCACAGGAGGGAAGAUGGAUAAAACGAUUUUCAAGAUAAUUUAGCUGAAUAACAAUAAAGAACCAAUUAUAUG
Messenger RNA from Dendronephthya gigantea, 2284 nucleotides. Its product is annotated as retinal homeobox protein Rx1-like. The record is from RefSeq and is a predicted model, not a curated record. Gene Ontology annotation, cellular component: nucleus. Gene Ontology annotation, molecular function: RNA polymerase II cis-regulatory region sequence-specific DNA binding; DNA-binding transcription factor activity, RNA polymerase II-specific. The coding region runs from base 1362 to 2078 and encodes 238 amino acids. Gene Ontology annotation, biological process: regulation of transcription by RNA polymerase II. The transcript has 3 exons. NCBI's taxonomy places the organism in Eukaryota, Metazoa, Cnidaria, Anthozoa, Malacalcyonacea, Nephtheidae.